AUGGCUGAAUAUACAGCUGCUGAAUAUACAAAUAUGUUAAUUACGUAUGGCAUGGCUGAUUGUAAUGCCGCUGAAGCCGUUCGUAUGUACUCAUUGCGACAUUCGAAUCGUAGACAUCCGUGUACUCGUACUUUUUUGAGGCUCGUUAACCGCACUCGUCAAACUGGUAAUCUUUUACCAAAUCAUCGUGAAGCUGGAGCGCCACGGAAUGCUCGUAACGUGGAAAAUGAGGAGGCUAUAAUUGCGGCCGUUGAAGACAACCCUGAAAUUGGUAUCCGUGGAGUAGUCAAAGAACUUCAUUUAUCUUACGGUACUGUUCAACGGACACUAAAAACGGAGAAACUUCAUGGUUACCACUACCAACGCGUUCAGGAGCUCCGAGCUGAAGAUUUUCCGAUUCGUCUGACAUUCUGUCGUGAGAUUUUACAUCGUCUGGAUAACGAUGAGUUUUUCAUUGAUAAAAUUUUAUUUACUGACGAAAGUACUUUCGGAAGGAACAAUUUUUGGAAUACGCGAAAUUUUCAUUGGUACGCUCAAGAAAAUCCUCAUUGUACUGUAUUACGGAACCAUCAAGAACGGUUUUCAAUUAAUAUCUGGGCAGGACUUCAUUUUGGUCAGAGAACUGUUGUUGGUCCUCAUGAGUUCCAAGAUAAUUUGACUGCGGCUGUUUAU
This is a messenger RNA of Cotesia congregata, 672 nucleotides long. The record is from the annotation of a GenBank genome assembly. NCBI's taxonomy places the organism in Eukaryota, Metazoa, Arthropoda, Insecta, Hymenoptera, Braconidae.